CCAGUUGUCAUGAUAAUAAUGAAAAUCACAUGACACAGUAUUCUAUUUUUAGCAGCUUAUCUGUUUAUUUUCUCCACCCUGUGCCUUGUAGAUACAUGAUAUCGUAUAUGUUAUCAUAAAUGCGUAUGUUUUGCAGACGGUAGGUUGCCACUGUUUAUUUCGGAAAAAGCUACGCUUUGAUAAUUGGAACAUUUGCUUCCUGCAUUUUGAAACAUCCAUAUGCUUUCUGCAGAAUACGGCCAUUUUUGGUGAAAUACCAGAAUGGCGACUCGAAUCAACGACCUGCUGUCACAGAAUCUUCAGUGCCCCAUAUGCCUGAACAUCUACAAGGAACCAACGCUGCUGGCCUGCUCGCACACCUUCUGUAAGGGAUGCCUUUCUCGACUUUUCAAGUCUCAGCAAGAAAGCGCUAAGAUCUCCUGCCCAGUCUGUCGCAAGUCCACGGCUGUCCCAAGUAGAGAUGUCAGCAACCUUCAAAUCAAUAUUCCUAUACAGGCUAUGGUCGAGGAUAUCAAGAACCAGAGUCAGAUCUGCACCAUCUGCAAGGACAAGCCCCUAGCUGCUACCUACUGCCAAGAGUGCGACGACUUCAUGUGCGUCGACUGCUACAAGACCCACGCCAAGUGGGACAAGUUCUCCGGUCACGAUGUGGUCAAGGUGGAUGACAUCAUCUCGGGCAAGAUCACGACCAAACAUCGACGAAAGUGCAAGAAGCAUCGGUCGGAGGUUGAAGAAUGUUUCUGCGUCGAAUGUAAGAAGUAUGUCUGCUUCCGAUGCGGUAUGAUGGAGCACACUAAGGCUGGCCACAACAUCCUGGAGGGAAUGGAACAUGAAGAUCAGCAGAAGGAGAAGAUCCAUGAGUUACAAAACAAGGUUGAUGUCAAGAAAGGCAAGGUGGACGACUACAUCAGCUUCAUUGAGAAACAACAAGCAAAGCUGCAUAUCGUCCAGGAGCAGCUGACCGACGAAAUCAGCCAGACGUGCGAGGAAUCGAUCCAGCAACUGAAAGAGAGGAGGGACAUUCUCGUCGAGGAUUGUAAGAGCCGUUUGAAUGAAAUGAAUAAAGAACUUCAGGGCAUGAAAGAUGAGAAUAAGUUAGAGAUGGGUCAGAUUGAAGAUGUGGGUGCUUUGGUUGGGAAUGGAGUGAAAGUACCUCUCGAAGGUGAGGCUCUUGCUGCCCAUGAAACCCUCUGCCAGGACCUGGAAGAGAUCCUUGCUAAGGGUGAUCCUGAUUACAGCAAGCCUAGGGAUACUACCAAGCAAGGCCAUAAGGUGACCUUUCAGCGUGUACGCUGCCAACAAGCAGGCCAAAACGAGCUUGAUCUGGGCAAGAUUGAAGAAGCUGAAUGGAGUCUAAAGAAGUCAACUGACUUUCCUGUCAAGGAUGCGAUCAACUGUAUGGCAUCUAUGCCAGAUGGUAGAAUAGCCGUAGGUUCCCGCUUUGGUGGACUUGUUCUGGUAUCUUCGACUGGCUGCAUGCAGUCGACUGUCAUGAAGGAUGUUGCCAUUAGACAAGUCGUAUUUUUCCCAGAUGGGAAUGUCGUUGUCAGGGAUAUCCACAACAAGAUCUCCAUGUACUCGAAGUCAUUCGUAAAUCUCGAUGUAUCUUUUGGCCAGAGUUUCAGUAGUGAUAAAGGUGGGUUUGGUGGUCUGGAGGUUGAUACGAAAGACAACACCAUCCUCUGCAGCUUCACUAAGGUGAAGAAGUUGUUGAUGUACAAGGCGAUGGGUGGGAAUCCAGUGAACAAGAUUCAAUACAACUUUGAGCCUCAUCAGAUCUUUACUCUGCGUUCAGGAAGAGUCCUGGUAAUGAUCAAUGAUUUCACUGUUGGUGUUCUGGAUGCAACAAAAAGCACCAUUGAAUUUCGGGUGACCAAGGACGGGAGCUACGCGAGCCCCGCUGUGUGCUUGGAUGGGUCUGUUCUCAUUGCUUGGGUUGAUCAUACCAAGGGGUUCGUUUCCAUAGAGCAGUACUCACGUGAACUCCAUCCGAUUCGGUCCUUGAUAAGAAAUGUCAAGAUUGCAGUUCCUCAGCACCCUUACUACCAUCUUCGUGAGUUCUUGACAGGGGAACUUGCCUUCUGUACUCCUGAUCAUUUGUACAUUUUCAAAAAGACCAUUUCGGCUUGAUUUCGCAGUGGCUUGAUCUGAUUAAUUCCAGAGUGACCACUGAUGAGGCCCCUUUUGAAUACUAGUGCGACUGUCGAAGCAUGAUCUACCAUAGAUAUAUUCCCUCUAUUAUUAUGCUUUCCCUGUGAUGCGCUGUCUUAUGUUGAAAGAUUGUCGUUCUUUUCUAUAGAAUUAAACCUCGUGUCCUCUGCAAACCAUACCCUGUCAAUCAGGUCUACUUCUUUCGUCUACUUUUCGUUGUACCGGUUUGAAACCACUUUCAGGAAAUGUUUCCUGUCUCUCAUUGGCAGGGGAAUUUAGUUCUCUCUUAUGGGUUCAGCGGUGUAUAUUUCUUUCGAUAUGGAAAGAAAUCAUACGGAAAGACUUAUACCUAUUCUCAAAGAAUGUCUAUCUGUUUAUGAUUGUUAUCGCUAAUUUGUCGUGACUAGUUCGAGGCCCGGCCCCCACUCAGGGGUCGGAAUGACCGCAUGCGUGUUGCCAAAAUGUCCGGUAAAGGGGU
Strongylocentrotus purpuratus (purple sea urchin) is the source of this 2629-nucleotide messenger RNA. RefSeq names its product E3 ubiquitin-protein ligase TRIM8-like. NCBI's taxonomy places the organism in Eukaryota, Metazoa, Echinodermata, Echinoidea, Camarodonta, Strongylocentrotidae. The record is from RefSeq and is a predicted model, not a curated record. The transcript has 2 exons. Gene Ontology annotation, cellular component: nucleoplasm; chromatin. Gene Ontology annotation, molecular function: zinc ion binding; ubiquitin-protein transferase activity. Gene Ontology annotation, biological process: positive regulation of DNA-templated transcription. Bases 262 to 2130 code for a protein of 622 amino acids.